AUGCCCACCGUCCCGCAGGUUCCAAAGGCGAGGGAUUUCUGCAAAGAUGUCGUGGAUGAAUAUGUCACCCAUUCGAAUCUUACCGAGUACUUGGAAUCAUUCGAAGGAGGAAUGUAUGCUCUUCGUUUGGUUAUGGUAUAUAAUUUCAACAUUUUCCUAUCAAUAUUCUUUCAAACACAGGAAUUCCAAACGGUUGAGCUCCCUGACGUCGGAGAGGUAACCAUACCAAUCGCUCUCUCACCAUCCCUUCAAGCUAUUCUGUUCGACAUUUCGUGUCGUCUAGCAGAAGCAUCUAUUUCACACCUUCUGACCAAGAAAAUCCGUAAACUACUUGGUGAUCACAUAUCGUCGCGAUUAUCUGAAUUGAUUGGAGCACGGGUAGAAGAGCUGAAAGAAAGCUGGCACCUGCCCACUCGUUCCACACUGCAAGUUCUAAUGGAUUGUCAGUUACUCAAUGCCAUGUUUCCAAGUGAAAAAAUGCGUUCGGUUUGUUCCGCGAUCGAAUCUCAUCUAGAUCCAUUUGACGUGUCAUUGCUCUCCUCUCUUCUAGCUGCUAAUGUCAAGUUGGUUUAUACUAGAACUCAGGUUCUUUUUUCGUCUAUUGUUGCUGACACAUUUUCGAGCAAAGAAGUUCAACUCCCGUCAUCUUUCUCAAAAAUUCAAGAUUUAUCUGUGCACAUUGAGCAACCUUCUCGUAUUCCAACAGUUCCCAGACUUGAUAGAACGAUGAAUGGUGAUAAAAAGAACGGCGGACCUAGACUGAAGAACAACAAGUAUUUGGCAAAUCCAUCGCAACAAGGUUCCUCGAAAAGUACGCCAUCGCUGAGUGCAUUCUACGAUAGAAUUUCGUCCAGUUGGUUUGGUGGAGCUAAUAAUUAG
Messenger RNA from Caenorhabditis briggsae, 879 nucleotides. NCBI's taxonomy places the organism in Eukaryota, Metazoa, Nematoda, Chromadorea, Rhabditida, Rhabditidae. The coding region runs from base 1 to 879 and encodes 292 amino acids. Gene Ontology annotation, cellular component: Golgi apparatus; COG complex. Gene Ontology annotation, biological process: intra-Golgi vesicle-mediated transport. The transcript is spliced from 7 exons. The record is from RefSeq and is a predicted model, not a curated record.